This is a messenger RNA of Cercospora beticola, 2991 nucleotides long. It is a transcript of the gene THS1, whose product is annotated as threonine--tRNA ligase THS1. Gene Ontology annotation, cellular component: cytoplasm. The record is from RefSeq and is a predicted model, not a curated record. Gene Ontology annotation, molecular function: ATP binding; threonine-tRNA ligase activity. NCBI's taxonomy places the organism in Eukaryota, Fungi, Ascomycota, Dothideomycetes, Mycosphaerellales, Mycosphaerellaceae. Gene Ontology annotation, biological process: threonyl-tRNA aminoacylation.
GGUGUUGCGCUUGGUGGUUCAGGGAGUCAGAGCAGCAGCAGAAGUCACCGCGAACAGUCAUUGCGUCUGUAUGCUGUCGCGGAGAGCUCCCACACUCCUCCGCUGCUGUCGAUCGAUCCAACGCCCAACGAGACUUCCCGUCGCCGCCGUAUGCUGGACUGCGAGCCACGCAUCGAGAAAGUGCAGCUCACACCACCAGCCCUCGCCUAGAUCUGCUCCCAGACCACCACCGACCAUGGGCAAGGACAAAAAGGCCGACGCCGGCGACUCGCGACCUCUCGAGCUCACUCCUCCUCCAGACUUCUUCGCCACGCGCAAUGCUCUCUUCGACAAGCGAAAGGCUGAGCAAGAUGCGUGGAUCGCGAAACAGCCCCGCGAGCCGAUCACCAUCACUCUGGACAAUGGCACCACCAAGGAGGGCACGAGCUGGGAGACCACGCCCGGUCAGAUCGCUCGCGAUAUCAGCAAGAGUCUGUUCGAGCGCACCGUCAUCUCACGCAUAGAUGGAGAAGAGCUGUGGGAUUUGGACAGGCCAUUGGAGAAGUCCUGCAAACUGGAACUGCUCGACUUCGAUCAUCCUGAGGGCAAGAAAGUCUUCUGGCACAGCAGUGCGCACAUUCUGGGAGAGGCUUGUGAACGAAGAUUCGGUUGCUCGCUGUGCAUUGGUCCUCCAGUCGAAGAUGGCUUCUACUACGAAAUGGCACUUCCAGACCAAGCGGCCGUCACCGCAGCCGACUACAAGCCACUGAAACAGAUUGCAGAGAAGGCGAUCAAGGAGAAACAGCCCUUUGAGCGUCUUACCUUGAGCAAGGAGGAUUUGCUCGAAAUGUUCUCAUACAACAAGUACAAGCAGCACAUCAUCAAGGACAAAAUCCCAGACGGCACUUCCACCACUGUCUACCGAUGCGGACCACUCAUCGAUUUGUGCAGAGGUCCCCACGUCCAGCAUACUGGACGCAUCAAGGCAUUCGAGGUGAUGAAGAACUCGGCCAGUUACUUCUUGGGUGAUGCGAAGAACGACAGUCUGCAGCGUAUCUAUGGUGUCUCGUUCCCAGACAAAAAGGCGCUUGAAGAGCACAAGCACUUCCUCGAGGAGGCUGCCAAGCGCGACCACCGCAAAAUUGGUCAAGAACAGGAGUUGUUCUUCUUCCACCAAAUGUCACCUGGCUCAGCUUUCUUCCUCCCACACGGCAUGAUCAUCAAGAAUGCCCUUUACUCGUUCAUCCGUGACGAGUACUGGAAACGCGGCUACCAGGAGGUGGGUUCACCGAACAUGUACAACUCCGCGCUGUGGAAGCAAUCUGGUCACUGGCAACACUACCAAGACGACAUGUUCACCUUCGAAGUUGAGAAGGAUCAAUGGGCAUUGAAACCAAUGAACUGUCCUGGACACUGUCUUCUCUUCGGCCAUCGCGAGCGAAGCUACCGAGAACUCCCAAUGCGCAUUGCUGACUGUGGUGUGCUGCACCGAAACGAAGCAUCAGGCGCACUUUCUGGUCUUACACGUGUACGACGCUUCGAGCAAGACGACACGCACAUUUUCUGUAUGGAGAGCCAAGUCGAGCAAGAAGUGAAAGCCCUCUUUGACUUCAUGACUGCUGUGUAUGGUUUGUUUGGCUUCAAGUUCAAGAUGAAGCUGUCUACCAUGCCUGAGAACCAUCUUGGUGACGAGGCUACCUGGCAGCGCGCUGAGUCGCAAUUGGCGAGUGCACUGGAUGAGUUCAAAGCAAACACCGGCACCCAGUGGGAGCUCAACCCUGGCGAUGGCGCCUUUUAUGGCCCAAAAAUCGAUGUCACCAUCUCCGAUGCGCUCCGCCGUGAGUUCCAAUGCGCUACCAUCCAGCUCGAUUUCCAAUUGCCCCAGCAGUUCAAUCUCGAGUACCGUACGGACGAGGUUGCGACUGCCACUGCGCCGAAGGCGGAGACCAACGGCGAGAAGCCGGCAGAGGCAGCAAAGCCAGAGGAGAAGACACUACCAAUCCGUCCGGCCCCAACUGCUGAGACUGGAGACGUAUCAGCAGCUGCUGCUACGGCAGCGAAGCCUGAGGCAUCAUACCGUCGCGAGCUCACUCCUGGCUGCGCCCGUCCAGUCAUGAUUCAUCGCGCCAUCUACGGCUCCUUCGAGCGCUUCAUUGGUAUCCUGACAGAGCACUUCGGCGGCAAGUGGCCGUUCUGGCUCUCACCUCGACAGAUUUUGAUCGUUCCCGUCAUGCCCUCUGCAAAUGACUAUGUCAUUGAGCUGCAAAAGGAGUUCCGUGCUGCAAAGAUGCACGUCGAUAUUGACAUCACGGGUAACACGAUGCAAAAGAAGAUCCGCACAGGACAACUGGCACAAUACAAUUUCAUCUUCGUGGUCGGUGCGCAAGAGAAGGAGUCACGUACGGUCAACAUCCGGAAUCGUGAUGACCCGUCCACACAGAAGAUGGGCGAGCUGAUCCCUGUUGAUAAGGCAAUGGAGCUGUUGACCAAGCUGAGGGAUGAGAGGCGGCUGAGCUCGGAUUUGAAGGCAUAGAGUGCUGCCAGAGCAAGUAAAAAGGAUCAGUCAGGAGAGUUGUUGGACGCUCGGCAAGGCUAUGUAAAGCGGCUAUUGCAUGUGCUUUGGGUGAUUCUGCGGAAGUUGCUCAAGGCUGUGAUCUAGAAGAUCUUCAAAGCUCUCGUCGUUUCGAGGUACAUCCUUUCCGAGACCGAUUAGAGCUGAAAACUAUGAAACGACUGUUCGUAGAAUCACUCCAUUAUUCGAGCACCUUCCUUGUAUCCUGGUCCGGCGGAAGGGUAGGUGGGCAAGAUGCCCCACACUCCACAGAGUGUCUGGGGUGCAAGGAGGAAGCUGCACGUCAAUUUGCACGCCGCAAUAUGCGGUUCGCCAACGCGUUGAACAUUGCAUUGCUUCCUGAAACUUACUCUGAAUACCCCGAAGGAGUCAGAAGGCAGAUGACCUCUUCUCUUGACAAUCAAUCGAACUGAUUCACCCUCCUGCCGGAUGCAAGCGAC